Molecule: messenger RNA, 2814 nt
Organism: Nymphaea colorata (pocket water lily)
Lineage: Eukaryota; Viridiplantae; Streptophyta; Magnoliopsida; Nymphaeales; Nymphaeaceae
Product: polygalacturonate 4-alpha-galacturonosyltransferase-like
Exons: 10
Coding region: 472-2535 (687 amino acids)
Molecular function (GO): polygalacturonate 4-alpha-galacturonosyltransferase activity
Source: RefSeq, a predicted model, not a curated record
AAACUUCUGUAGAUGGGAAUUUCUUUCAUGUUCUCGAUGUUCCCUAUAAAAGGCAAGGACAACGGCUGUCCGUCUCCUUUAAUUUUCUCCCAAGAGUAAAAAACAUUACCAAAUUACAGAGGGAGAGAGAUAGUGUGACGAUAUCCGUGUAUAUAAUUGCAGAGAAUGGGGAGAAGGCGGGAGCAGGAAGAAGGAGGAGGUGGAAAUGGGAAGCGAGGACUGUUGCCGGCGGAUCUGUCACCUGUGCCCUAAUUCUUCUCCAUUAUCGCUUUCCUUUUGGUUGGUUGGAGGAGAUUUAUUGUGAUUCUGAGGCAAUGUGCGAGCGUUGUGGUUGUGGAUCUGAGAUGUGAUCUAUAGGAAGGAUUAUUCGGGAUUUUUUUUGUCUUGCUUGUUUUUUGGGAGAUUCAUUUUGUUUUUAGGAAGGAAAUUUGUGCCACUUUUUUCUCUCUGGUAAGGAUACGUCCUUGAUCGAUGGCGUUGAGACGGGGGCCGUCUGGCGUCGGCGGCCAGAGGAGCAGGGCCGCGACUUUUCGGGUUUCGCUCGCGGCUUUUCUCGUCGUCUCCGUCAUAGCGCCUCUUUGCUUCUUGGUCAUCAGAGGAAAAGGCUCCGCGUCGUACGGUCAUAUGGAUUUUUUGACUGAUCCCAACGGACAGCCAUUGGAUUGGAGGAAAAAGCUGGCUAUGCAGCACAUUAAUUCCCUGUUUUCUCAAGAGGUUGUUGAUAUCAUCAAAGCCAACUUAGAUGACUCUGGUCCUCUCAGUCUUAAUAUUUCAAGGCCUAAUGGGUUGCCUUCUUCAUGGGUGUAUGUAAAUUCGGAUAGUGCAGGCAAACAGGAUGCAUUUAUUGAUGGUCGCAAAGCAACUGAACAAGAAACUCCGAAGAAUAAAGACAUAAAAGAAGCUUCUCAGAAAGAUAUCAAAGAAGCUGUACCUGAUCAUCCUGAAGCUACUGAUACUCCGAUAAAGAUAGCCCGAAGGGUGUUGAGACAGAAGAGGAAGGAAAAAAGGGCUGCUGAACUUGUACAAUAUAACAGUGAAGCUACUGUCAAGCUUGAAAAUGCUGCAAUUGAGCGUUCAAAGGCUGUGGACUCUGCUGUACUUGGAAAAUAUAACAUAUGGAGGAAGGAGAAUGUAAAUGAAAACUCUGAUACCACUGUAAGAGCUAUAAGAGACCAAAUCAUCAUGGCUGAGGUAUAUGCAGGCAUAGCAAAAUCGAAGAAUAGGCUUGAUCUGUAUGAGGAGCUUAUGCUUCGUUUGAAAGAGAGCCAACGAUCUCUAGGAGAAACUAGUAUUGAUGCUGAUCUCACACGCAGUCCAAUUGAAAAGAUGAAAUUAAUGGGUGACACGUUAUCGAAGUCCAGAAUGCGUCUUCAUGAUUGUGGGCUGGUAACACAGAAGCUACGAGCUAUGCUUCAAGCUGCAGAUGAGCAGGUGAGAAGCUUAAAGAAGCAAAGCAUAUUUUUAAGCCAACUGGCAGCUAAGACAAUUCCGAAUGCAAUUCAUUGCUUAUCCAUGCGCUUGGCAAUAGCAUAUUACUUGCUUCCUCCUGAGAAAAGGAAGUUUCCUAACACGGAAAAACUGGAGGACCCAACUUUAUACCAUUAUGCCCUGUUCUCUGAUAAUGUAUUGGCUGCAUCAGUUGUUGUCAACUCAACAAUAAUGAAUGCAAAGGAACCAGAAAAGCAUGUGUUCCAUUUGGUAACUGACAAGCUCAAUUUUGGGGCCAUGAAUAUGUGGUUUUUGCUUAAUCCACCAGGAAAUGCAACAAUUCACGUUGAAAAUGUUGAUGAGUUCAGGUGGCUGAACUCAUCAUAUUGUCCUGUCCUGAAGCAGCUUGAAUCUGCAUCGAUGAAAGAAUACUACUUCAAAGCAGAUCAUCCGACCACUCUUUCGGCAGGUUCUUCCAAUCUGAAGUACAGAAACCCAAAAUACUUGUCCAUGCUGAACCAUCUGAGAUUCUACCUCCCACAGGUUUAUCCCAAGCUAGAUAAAAUCUUGUUCCUCGAUGAUGACAUUGUGGUUCAAAAAGAUUUGACGCCAUUGUGGUCAGUUGAUCUAAAGGGCAAAGUAAAUGGGGCCGUGGAGACAUGUGGACAGAGCUUUCAUAGGUUUGACAAGUACCUCAAUUUUUCAAACCCGCAUAUAUCCAGGCAUUUCAGUCCAAACGCCUGUGGAUGGGCGUAUGGCAUGAAUGUUUUUGACUUGAAGGAAUGGAAGAAGAGGGAUAUCACAGGCAUUUAUCACAAGUGGCAAAAUAUGAACGAAGGCCGAACCCUCUGGAAGCUUGGAACAUUGCCUCCUGGUCUUAUUACAUUUUAUGGACUGACUCAACCUCUGGACAAGUCAUGGCACGUUUUGGGGUUGGGUUACAACCCUACCGUUGAUCGUUCUGAGAUUGAGAAUGCUGCUGUUGUACACUAUAACGGGAAUAUGAAGCCCUGGCUGGACAUUGCGAUGACAAAGUACAGGCCAUACUGGACCAAGUACAUCAAGUAUGACCACCCCAUGCUUAAGACGUGCAAGCUCAGCGAGUAGUGAGGUCUCUUCAUUUGCAGCCUGAUGAAACCAAUUGUAAAGGGCAUCCUGACACAGCUGGGGUCUUCCUUCACCUACCGCGUGAUGAUUCUUUCCACAUAUGCACCCCAUAGUUUUGUGAUUCAAUUUUUCAUUCAUUUUCCAAUUGAGUUGAAGUACUCACGCUUUUGAGCCAUUGGUGGCAUGUAUAUACUAAUUAAUCUGGCAUAUGAAAUUUGGUUAAGACAAAAUGAUCUUCAUGGAAAGGGAUUGAGAACCGCCUCUUUUUUGUGGGUUUCA